CGCUAUUCAAAUUAGCUAUGAGUUAAGAAAACAUAGAAUAUCAUUGCAACGACAUUUAAAAUUUUAAACUUUGACAUUGCAAUUUUGGUUCGUCCAUUAUGUUAAUUUUUCUGUCAUCGGCCAAAUUAAGGAAUUAUCUCAUGAAGGCUACUUUAAUACUAUCAACGCUCCUUUUGACGAUGCAGGAAAUGAGUCAUUCGAAAUACUUGACACCCAUUAAUCGGAUACUCCAGGACGUCCUUCACUCGGCGAAAGCUUUGGACGUGCAGUUUAUUAUUCAGGAUCUUAUUGAGAGUAAAUGCGAGAUCGUCGACGAGAUAUAUAGAUCAGUGUCACGAACGGUGCCCACGAGUUGCAUUUCGUUCAACGAGUCAAUUCCCACGAAAUUGCCGGCCUUUCGUGCUUACGAUUCGACGCUAAUCGUGUACGUUUACGUCUCGAAAAGUUCACCAGAUCGUCGUGCAGUAGAAGACAUCAUACGCGUCAUAGUGUACGACGACACUCGGCCAAGAGUUUUGCUGAUAGCCAUACCGGUAGAGCAGAACAACAAUUUCGAGCUACUGCUGAAGCAAAUGUGGCAGAAUAAAAUCCUUCAUGCGAUUAUUUUGGAACUAUCGGAAUCCAAUGGACAAAUGACUGGGAUGAGGAUUCACCAGUACGAUCCAUUCAGAAAUAUCUACGAGCUGCAGACGUAUACACCGAACAUCCAAUGGUUUCCUGACAAAUUAAUGAAUUUCCAUGGUUAUCCAGUCACGGUGCUUGUGACCAAUCGAUUAGGCUACAUGAAUGUGACGACAAAUUCUAAAGGGUAUCUCGUUUCAAUGUCAGACAUAGACGCAGAUGUAUUACAAACGCUCGCUGAAUCCUUAAAUUUCACCAUCGUUGCACGCUACAUUGAAAGAAAAACCAGUAGUAUCCGAGCUGUUAUAGAGGAUGGGUCAACAGAGAUGCUAAUGACGACGUUUCCUAUAAUAGGCAUUCACGAAAGUCGAAAAAUGAAGUUUACUUUGCCGAUCAGCUUCGAAAAUUGGUGUCCGCUGGCACCGAUCAUCCGCAAGUAUGAUCAAUACGUAUCGCGAGCCUUCAUUGGGAUCGCUUUUAAUUACAUUAUCGUUAUACUAGUCUGGUUCGCCUCGAUUAUUCUGAAAUUUAAUUCGAGACAGUGGAAUCCAUUGAACAUCUUUGGCCUGAUAAUCUCCGCUUCCGUACUGAUAAAGCCAAAAAGUAUCACGGAAAGAAUCAUUUUUUUUAUUAUCAUAGUGAUUUCAUCCAUCUACUCGUCGCAUUUAUACAGGGAUGUGACCUCCGCGAGUUUACGUGUCACGGACGAGAUCGAGUACACGAGUUUCGAUGAAUUGUAUGAUUCUGGAUUGAUUCCCGUCGUUAAAACUACAUUAUUCAAUGACACAUUCGAUGUUGACGACGAAUCGUUCGUAAGAUUGAAGGAAAAGGCGAUAGACAUGCCGUCGUCAAUAGAAUGUACCAAGUACUUGGUAAAGUACAGGAACGUUACUUGUUUUACGGAGUGGAAACACGCGAAAAUAAUGAUUAAUAAGCACAUCCGUAAUGGCGAGCCAAUUAUGAAGAUAUGCAAGAACCUUUGUUACAGGAGCCCACCGUCUGCGUACUAUUUCUUUAAACAUUCACCGUAUGUUAAUCGCGUGACAGACGUUAUACUGCGCGUGAAAGAGACAGGUAUUCAUGAAAUAUGGUACAAUUACAAUUUCCGCAAGGUGGUAUCGAAAAAGAGACAUUUAAUGGAUAUUAAAAAUACUCAGAAACACUCGCUUAUCUUUAAUAUUAUUUAUAUUACCGGCUGGGGAUACUUAAUCUCGAUAUUGGUAUUUUUUCUUGAAUUAAUCGUGCGUUUCUAUAAAAAAUAACGUUACGUUGAAAUGUCGGCACGUGAAUAU
Hylaeus anthracinus is the source of this 1913-nucleotide messenger RNA. RefSeq lists its product as uncharacterized. The transcript has 2 exons. The record is from RefSeq and is a predicted model, not a curated record. The coding region runs from base 99 to 1883 and encodes 594 amino acids. Lineage: Eukaryota; Metazoa; Arthropoda; Insecta; Hymenoptera; Colletidae.